UUGUAUGGAAGUAAAGAAAAACAAUAGUGUAUAUUUCAUCAUAUCACAAAACCUAGAAUUUUUAAUCCUCUUAGUUUAAUUAUUCUUGCUCAAGCAGAAUAGCCAAUGUGAAGAGAGAUUUUUAAUGGCUUAGUGAGAGGUGUGGGUGCGUCGAUUUCAUGGGGAUACGGUUUUCCUAUGAACCGCCUUGUUUCCUGAGCUUUUAGCAGUCACACCUGACCGCCCGAACCUGGAGAUUUCACUCUGUUCAAGAACAGGACUCCUGGCAUACUAUAGCGAGUCAUCCAAGACGAAGUGAAGUUCUCUGAGCACAUCCUGCUGGAGCAUAGGUCUAUGAUCUCUCAUCCAAGACGAAGUGAGGCUCUCCGAGCACAUCCUGCUGGAGCAUAGGUCUAUGAUCUCUCAUCCAAGACGAAGUGAAGCUCUCCGAGCACAUCCUGCUGGAGUGCACCACGGUGCCUCGUGAAGCUGGAACUUGGCCUGGCUUGCCUUUGUCCUGCUGCGGUCUUGCCGGCAACUUCCUCAGGCGCUGCCCACCGGAAGCGUGCCUUUGACUCCGCCCACUCCAGCAUAUAAAGGCGUAGCUGCGGACAGGACCCCAGCGCCAUCUUCCUUCAGCGCGCGGCCAGGUGCGUCGAGGCGGGAAGCUGAAUCUUGAACUUUCUGAGGAGAGCAUCUGGGCUUCAGAGUUGCUACAAGGUAAAGGAAGUAUGAGACUGCAGACGGAAGGGUUUUGCGACAGAAGAGACCAGUGGCCACAGUCAGCUGUACUCCUGGUGCACCUUCACAAUGCUUACCAUGGCCAGGAACACACUACGUGGUCUCAAGACUCGAAGCAUUCAUCAAGUUACAGCAAGGCAGAGUCACGGGAAGCACUCGCUAGAUUUUCAUGACAAAUAUGGCAAUACUUUGCUGGCUAGCGGGGUCACAUUUUGUGUUGUUGCAUGGCUGUUUACAGCCACACAGAUUGGAAUAGAAUGGAACCCCUCCCCUGUCGGCAGAGUUACCCCAAAAGAGUGGAAUGAUCAGUAACCGCCCCACUUGCUGCAAUGCAUAGUUGUUUCAAAACCAACUUGUCAUAUGAGUGUUGUGCUGCUGCUUACAACACAGCAUAAAUGAUG
This is a messenger RNA of Tupaia belangeri chinensis (Chinese tree shrew), 1121 nucleotides long. Its product is annotated as cytochrome c oxidase subunit 7B2, mitochondrial. Gene Ontology annotation, cellular component: respiratory chain complex IV; mitochondrion. Bases 790 to 1032 code for a protein of 80 amino acids. The transcript is spliced from 6 exons. NCBI's taxonomy places the organism in Eukaryota, Metazoa, Chordata, Mammalia, Scandentia, Tupaiidae. The record is from RefSeq and is a predicted model, not a curated record. Gene Ontology annotation, biological process: mitochondrial electron transport, cytochrome c to oxygen.